ACUGUGAGUAUAAACAAAGCUAUCAACACUCAAGAAGCCGCUGUGAAAGAAAAACAUGCAAGAACUUGUAUUUUGGGGACACACCAUGAGAAGGGGGCUCAGACUUUUUGGGUAGCUGUGAACCGCCUGCCGCUGUCCAGCAAUGCAGUUCUCUGCUGGAAGUUCUGCCACGUUUUUCACAAGCUGCUGCGAGAUGGUCACCCCAAUGUUUUGAAGGACUCUCUGCGUUACAAAAAUGAGCUCAUUGACAUGAGCCGGAUGUGGGGGCAUCUUAGUGAUGGGUAUGGACAGUUAUGUAGCAUCUAUUUGAAGCUUCUGAACACAAAGAUGGAUUUCCACACAAAGAACCCUCGUUUCCCGGGCAACCUACAGAUGACUGACAGACAGCUGGAUGAGGCUGGAGAGAAUGAUGUCAAUAAUUUUUUUCAACUCACUGUGGAGAUAUUUGAUUACAUGGAAUGGGAGCUCAAUCUGUUUCAUGCAGUUUUUAAAUCUUUGGACAUGUCACGUUCAGUGUCUGUGACUGCAGCUGGCCAGUGCCGCCUCUCUCCUCUCAUACAGGUCAUCUUAGACUGCAGCCAUCUGUAUGAUUACACUGUGAAAUUACUUUUCAAGCUGCACUCAUGCCUCCCCACAGACACAUUACAGGGACAUCGAGAUCGCUUUAUGGAACAAUUUCAGAAGCUAAAAGAUUUGUUCUACCGUUCAAGUAACCUACAGUACUUUAAACGUCUGUUACAGAUUCCCCAGCUUCCAGAGAACCCACCUAAUUUUUUGAGGGCGUCAGCCUUGUCUGAACACAUCAGUCCUGUGGUUCUUAUACCUACGGGAAAUUCCCCUCCUGAUAGUGAGACGUUAGUGGAGACAGAUGAUCUUGUUGGAAUGGAUUCAUCCUCUCAGGGUAUGCCUGAGAAUAAGUUUGAUGAUAUCUUUGGCAGCUCCUUCAACAAUGACCCGUUUAAUUUCAGCAGCCAAAACGGCAUGACCAGGGAUGACAAAGAUCGCCUAAUAGAGCAACUGUAUAAAGAAAUUGCCAAUCUAAGAGAUGAACUGGGAAACUUCAAAGCAGAGAGUCAUCGGUUGGUUGUUCAUCUGAAGGGGCGCAUCCAAGAGCUAGAGGCUGAGUUAGCGGAGCAGAAACACCUGAGGGAACAAGCAGUGGAUGAAAAUGAUUUUCUGCGAACAGAACUGGAAGAUUUGAAGAGGAUUAAACAAGAUACAGAGAAAGCCCAGAAGAAUCUUACAGAGAUAGAGAGAAAAUCGAUUGCUAAUGAGCAAAGAUACACCAAGCUGAAGGAGAAGUAUGCAGAACUGGUGCAGAGUCAUGCAGACCUUCUCAGAAAGAAUGCAGAAGUCACCAAACAGAUGACGUUUGCUCGAGAAUCUUUGGGGGAUGUGGAGCGUUCCAAGAAAGAGCUGGAGGAUUCGUAUCAGCGGGUAAAUGAGCACACACAGAGAAAGGCACAGGAGCAGAUACAACAAAUGGAUGACUUACAGGGAGCACUAGAGAGCAGUAAACAGGAGAUUCAGCUUCUGAAGAGCAGCAUGCAAACCUCCAAGCAGGAAAGCCAAGCACAAGUAAAGGAAAUUGAAGACAGUGUUGUACAGCGCAUCCUACAGGAAGCAGAAUCCAUCAUACAGGAAUCCCUCCAACAACUGGAUGAGCCAAUUUAUACCAGUGGCAGUGUGUCUACAGACUUUCUAAUCUCCAGAACAGUAGCAGCUGUAGAGAGCACAGAGAAACUAGAGGAGGCAUGGAAAAAACAUGUGUCGGAAACUUCAGGUGAGAAGAAAGGAUGGGAAAGGACCAAAAGAUGUAAAGAGUAUAGCAGAUGUGAACUGUUUGUUGUCGAGUGUGGUUCAGUUUGCACAUAGAAUCAGUGAUGUGAUCCUACAAGGAGCUCAGACCAGAACCUCUGACAAGUUAAGUGACAGCUGUCGGACUUGUGGCACAGAAGCUCUUAACUAUCUUUCGGGUAUACGAAAUAGAAAAGCAGAUGAUGAAGUGGACUGCAGCCAUAUUACUCUCACACUCAAGUUGAUAGCUGAUAUUGCUCAGGAGUUACGUCCUCCAUCACUGGAUAUCAAAGAGGAGGAGUUGGGUGACCUAGUGGAGAAAGAAAUGACAGCCACUGCAGCAGCUGUAGAAACUGCUGCUGCCAGGAUUGAGGAAAUGCUGAAGAAGUCUCGGACAGAUGAUACUGGACUCAAAUUACAAGUCAAUGAACAGAUUCUUCGGUCAUGUACGGAUCUCAUGCAGGGAAUCCACGCUUUGAUUCUGGCCUCAAAGGAUCUUCAGAAAGAGAUUGUGGAGAGUGGAAGGGGAGCAGCAUCUCCAAAAGAGUUCUAUGCCAGAAACUCACGAUGGACAGAGGGGCUGAUUUCUGCUUCCAAGGCCGUGGGGUGGGGGGCCACUGUUAUGGUGGAUGCUGCAGACCUUGUUGUCCAAGGGCAGGGAAAUUUGAAGAUCUUAUUGUAUGUUCCCAUGAAAUUGCAGCUAGCACAGCCCAGCUUGUAGCAGCUUCCAAGGUAAAAUCGGAGAAGGACAGUACUAACCUGACCAGAUUGCAGCAAGCUUCGAAAGUGGUAAAUCACAAUGCUGCUGGUGUGGUGGCUUCCACAAAAUCGGUCAAGUCCCAGAUUGAUGAAGUAGACACAAUGGACUUCUCUACCUUAACGCUAACUCAAAUUAAGCGGCAAGAGAUGGAUUCCCAGGUGCGUGUUCUUGAACUAGAGAGUCAGCUGCAAAAGGAGAGAGAAAAGCUGGGAGAACUAAGGAAGAAGCAUUAUGAAUUAGCUGGUGUCUCUGAGGGCUGGGGGGAUGGUAAGUAGAGU
Messenger RNA from Staurois parvus, 2835 nucleotides. Lineage: Eukaryota; Metazoa; Chordata; Amphibia; Anura; Ranidae. The record is from the annotation of a GenBank genome assembly.